AUGGUAACAGAGAAGCAGACUAUCUCCUUCAUCGGCUGCGGCUCCAUGGGCUCUGCUCUGCUCCGCGGGCUCCUCGAUUCUUGCGCGUCACCUAAUCCAGAAGUCCCAAAGCCAGACGAAUUUCAUUUCAUCGCAUGUACAAAGACGUCGAGAUCGGCCGGUAUGCUUUCCGAGUCACUGGGAGAGGACGCCAGCCGAGUCAAAAUCACUCACGGCGAGCCGGUGAAAGCUGCUGAAGCGGGAGGCAUCGUCAUCCUCGGCUUCAAACCAUACAUGGCUGCCGGUGUAUUCGACACUCCGGGCUUCCUGGAUGCGCUCGAGGGAAAGCUGGUAGUCAGCAUGCUUGCAGGGCUGACAGUAGAAGAGCUCAAUCAGCUGGCAUCGUCUAAUGGUGUUGGAAUGAAGAGCAAGAGGUGCAUACACUUCACCCGUGCCCUCCCCACCGUCGCGUGUCGCUAUCGGCAGUCGAUGACUGUGCUGGAAAUUCCCGACAACCUGCCAGAUCAGGAAACACACGUUUUGAAAUCUAUUUUCUCGCGCGUUGGAAAGUUGAGGAUCCUGCCGCCUGACUUGAUGAAUGUUGGUUCCAUGCUAGUCACGGCCUGCCUCGCCACUAUCUCGGUACCUCUGGAUGGCCUCCUGGAUGGUGCUGUUGCUGAGGGGCUCAAGAGGUCUGAAGCCAGAUAUUUGGUGGUCCAAGGAUUACAAGGUCUGGUGUCGGUGCUGGAGAACGGAGAACAGACUGCUUUGAUGAGGGAAGCAAUCUCUUCACCAAGAGGAGGAACCAUUCAGUCGUUGAUUACGGUAGAGAAAGCUGGGACGAGAGGAACGUUUGCGGAAGCGGUGAUCAACGGGUCUCGCCAGUUCAGCAAGCCUAGGUGA
This is a messenger RNA of Colletotrichum gloeosporioides, 882 nucleotides long. Its product is annotated as Pyrroline-5-carboxylate reductase. Gene Ontology annotation, biological process: L-proline biosynthetic process. Gene Ontology annotation, molecular function: pyrroline-5-carboxylate reductase activity. The transcript is spliced from 2 exons. The coding region runs from base 1 to 882 and encodes 293 amino acids. The record is from RefSeq and is a predicted model, not a curated record. NCBI's taxonomy places the organism in Eukaryota, Fungi, Ascomycota, Sordariomycetes, Glomerellales, Glomerellaceae.